AUGACCAUUUUCAUAGCACCGCAAACCUAUAGUGUCAGAGCCUCAUCCAGGUCAACGGCUUUCUGGGAGACACGCGACAGUGUCCAAGCCACGCAACAGUCUCGCAAGUCUCCCACUUGGGACGAGGCGUAUGUUCAAACGCACGCGUACCGGCGCAACUCACACUUGCAGGCGUACGCGACCCUCAUCGACCCGUUCCUGGCGCUCCACCUGUACAGCUCGCUGCUUCCCAUCACAUCUUUGACCCUCCCGCCAUGGACCUGGCAGCAGGCGAUGCACAAGAUGACGGCCUUGUUCCAUAUUGGGCCGGUGCUCGUGACAGAGAACGUGCCGGAGUACAUGGUCGACAAGCGGCUUGGCAGCGAGAAUUACAACCUCACUAAGACGCAGCUCGUGAACACGGCGCCAGUGGGCAUCCCAACGCUGCAGAGCGGCGACUGGGCAUGGCUGCAACCGUACAUGGAUGAGCUAGCAAGCAAGCUUCUACCGGGAAAGCCAGGAGAUGAGCCAGAUCCGGAAGCCCCGAACGGGCGGUUGUUCAUACCGCUGGCGAUGAGGCCGGUGGACGAGAGGGCGCGGUUCGAGAAGGGCCUGUACACCGCAUUAGAAGGAUAUCUACAGCUGACCAGGCGGGCGUGCCGUUCGACGAGGGGAAGGAAAAGCCAAACCUAG
This is a messenger RNA of Bipolaris zeicola 26-R-13, 672 nucleotides long. RefSeq lists its product as uncharacterized. The record is from RefSeq and is a predicted model, not a curated record. The coding region runs from base 1 to 672 and encodes 223 amino acids. The transcript has a single exon. NCBI's taxonomy places the organism in Eukaryota, Fungi, Ascomycota, Dothideomycetes, Pleosporales, Pleosporaceae.